Messenger RNA from Ylistrum balloti, 2568 nucleotides. RefSeq names its product E3 ubiquitin-protein ligase MIB2-like. Gene Ontology annotation, biological process: protein ubiquitination. The record is from RefSeq and is a predicted model, not a curated record. Lineage: Eukaryota; Metazoa; Mollusca; Bivalvia; Pectinida; Pectinidae. Gene Ontology annotation, molecular function: ubiquitin-protein transferase activity; protein binding; metal ion binding. The transcript is spliced from 18 exons. Gene Ontology annotation, cellular component: cytoplasm. Bases 1 to 2568 code for a protein of 855 amino acids.
AUGGUUUUGGGACUGAGGGUAGUGAGAGGGCCAGACUGGGGUCUUGGGAACGAAGAUGGAGGUGACGGCCAUCUUGGAACUGUGGUGAAGGACCACGGCAACAACACUGUUACAGUAGUAUGGGACAUGGGGACAAUGACGACAUGUAGUGCUGGAAAAGACGGUAAAUGUGACCUUCGGAUACUGGAUAAUGCGCCAACAGGUAUUCGUUUCGGAUCGGCGACCUGUUCCGAGUGUAAAGUGAAUGGUAUAUUUGGCAUGAAGUGGAACUGUAUGCAAUGUGAUGGGCUGUGUCUUUGUAGCGUUUGCUACAUUAAGGGUAAACACAACGAGAAGCACGUGUUCCUGAGAUACUUCUGUCCUGGAUCUGACGGAGUGAAGGUGCCAAAACGUUUUACUUCCAACAAGCAGCGAUCCCUGGGUAUUUUCCCCGGAGCCAAGGUUGUCCGAGGAAUGGACUGGAGGUGGUCAGAUCAAGAUGGUGGAGCUGGUAAACCUGGAACAGUGGCGGGACUACGCUCGUAUGAGGAGGGGUUAGGAGAUCGUAAUAGUGUAGCUGUUACGUGGGAGAAGACACAGAAAACUUAUAAAUAUCGUCUCGGUUUUGAAGGCAAGGUGGAUUUAAAAUGUAAAGUGGAUGAAGAGGCCCCGGGAUAUGAUUAUUACAAAGAACAUCUUCCAGUUCUAGAUGCUGAUAUUUUAGCGAUGUACGCAGAACUGUCCUCUGACGUUUUAAAGGUCAACGACAGUGUGUGUGUGGGCGUGUCCAAGGAAGACUUGAAGGUCUUACAGGAAAAUCACGGUGGCUGGACCGUACGAAUGGAAGAGUUACCAGGACGAAUGGGCAAAAUCGAUAAAUUUACCCGUAGUGGUGACGCUCUUGUGUCCUUUGGGGCGGAAAAAUGGAUUGUCAAUCCAGACACACUGGUCAAGGUUCAUGAUGUAGAUAUCGACGACAUCGUGACAGUGGUAGAUGACCAGGAGUUCGUAAAGUUAGCUCAGGAGGACCAUGGUGGCUGGGUGGACGAUAUGGCUAUCUUGCUAGGUAAAGCAGGUAAAGUUGUACGUAUUACACCUAAGGAAGACGUGGUGGUUGCUUUCGGAAAGAAGACCUGGGUGUUUAGUCCUGCUUGUCUAACUCCGUCCCCUGAUGAGGAAAUAUUCGAAGUAAAUCCUCGCACUGAUGGUACAUUUCAGAGUGCUGCUGGAUAUGGCAAUGUCCUUGGAUUACUGUUGGCACAGAUGUUGCUCGAUGGAGCCGGUGUACGAGUGGUUGGCCCGGAAGAGUUCAUACAGGCAGCCGCUAGAGGCGAUGAAGAUCUUAUCGGCAAAAUCUUAAGAUCUAAACCUCAGUUGGUGAAUCAAGUGAUCAAAGAUACAACAGCUCUUGUCUUAGCCAGCCAUGAAGGGCAUGACGAAGUGGUGAAGACGCUUCUUCGGAACAAAGCGAAUACCGAACAAACAGACGCUGGUGGCAAUACACCUCUUCUUGCAGCCGUUGUAGGGAAGAAGGUCAGUACUACAAAGAUACUACUUGACGCCGGGGCGAACAUCGACUUUGCGAAUCGUCAACAUCGUACAGCGCUUCAUAUCGCGUCGAAAGCUGGGGAGGACUUGUUGGUAAAGCUUCUCAUUGUCAGGGAAUGUGACGUCAACCCACAGGACAUCGCUGGAAACACUCCAAUUCAUGACGCCAUAUAUGGAAGUCAUGACGAUGUUAUUGCCUUGCUGUUGGGUCAGACAAAACUAGAUUUCUGCAAAAAAAACAGAAGGGGAAUGAAUGUGCUACACUUGGCUGCCAUUAAGAACAAUGGGCUUGCAGUGGAUGAAAUCGUCGGCAGACAUAAGGAUCUUGUUGAUGUUAAGAAAGAGGAUGGCGUUACGGCGCUCCACCUGGCGGCAUACAACAAUCAUACACAAGUAGCUUCUGUCCUUCUCAUCAAGGGUUCAGCGACCAUUGAUAUUCAAACCAAUGACGGGGAUACACCACUCCAUCUGGCGGCAAUGCAAUGUCAUUAUCUCAUGGUCAAACUCCUUCUUGACAACGAAGCAAGCACGACCUUGCAGGAUAAUAAAGGAAACACUCCACUCCAUGUCGUCCUCGGAAGUAGUGUGUCACACCAAACGCUGCUUCAAGUCCUCAUGGUGGGUCCAAGAGGCAGCGAUGUGGAAAGGAUCAAGAUCGGUUGUCUAUUGGUACAAUUUGGUGCUAAAAUUGAUGUUAAAAACAAGUCAGGAAAAACCCCUAUCGACGUCUGUCAGGACCAGACCGUUCGGAGGGCAAUAGUCAAGUGUGCUGAGCAGACAAAACCGGCAGCAAAUGCAAGAAGUCGACCUACGUCUGCUGCCGGAGAGAGAAAAGUUUUCUCACGAAUGAAGAUGAACUGUGUGGAAUGUUCGGACAAUCCAGCGCAGAUUACGUAUGAACCAUGUAAACACAAGCUACAUUGUUUGCAGUGUACGUUUGAGUUCGACGAAUGUCCAGUAUGUUAUGGGGACAUCGAGAAAAGAAAAGACCAAGAUGGUAACGUAAUCAUUUGUUCGCCGAAUCCAUGCCGCAUGCAGUGA